Messenger RNA from Motacilla alba alba, 3147 nucleotides. It is a transcript of the gene ANKRD2, whose product is annotated as ankyrin repeat domain 2. Gene Ontology annotation, molecular function: RNA polymerase II-specific DNA-binding transcription factor binding. NCBI's taxonomy places the organism in Eukaryota, Metazoa, Chordata, Aves, Passeriformes, Motacillidae. Gene Ontology annotation, cellular component: nucleus. Bases 1595 to 2434 code for a protein of 279 amino acids. The record is from RefSeq and is a predicted model, not a curated record. Gene Ontology annotation, biological process: regulation of transcription by RNA polymerase II. The transcript is spliced from 9 exons.
UUGUCAUCCCGGCUGCUUCUUAGUGUGGGGUCACCACCUCCCUUUCCUGGUGCUUCCCCUCUGGAGGUUUAAGCUUGUGUCUGCCCUUGAGCUAGGUGGGACAGUCCAUGCAGGGGAACAGUCCCAAGACUGCCUUCAUGGCCACCAUGGCCUGCCCUGGUGGAAAUAGUGUCCUCCUGCUGUGGGAGGGGGCACACCCAUGGGACAGGGCAUCCAUGGCCCUGGGAACUGCCCAGGAGGGUAACAGUGACGUGUAACUGUCCGUCCCUCCCCCAGGUCCUGUGCCGGUGGCUGGUGCCCAGCGCAUUAACUGUCCCGGCACAAGGCAGUGUUGGCCUCAUCUUACAAGGGGGGAGUUCUCAGGAGGGUUGAACAAUGUUCCUGCUGCCGGGAAUAGCUGCCAGCUCUGCUUGUUGGCUCCACGUGAGGCCAGUCUCCUGCUGCCAGGCUGCCAUGUGCUGUGGGGGAGGCCAGGCAGCCUCGGGGACCCUGGCAGGGCUGCUCGGAAUGUUCCACACCUGAGGUCAUCCUCUAAAGCAGCACAGAGGGGCCAUGACUCCUGGCAUCCCAUGCUGGCUGAGAGACUUGAGAGAACCCAUUGCCUCCCUUUGGGGUGGGCAGCCUCCCCCCCCAGGUCCCCACCCUGCCCAAGGUGCCAGGGAACCUCGGGCAAUGUUGGUGGCUGCUGCAGCAUCUGAUCGGACAGAGAUGGGAGCCAUGGGAGCAUCUUGCUUGCCCAGGGUGAGUGGCACAGGCAUAGGUGCCAUGCCUCUGGGACGACCCUGGAUCACGUCCCUGUUCUGCUGAACCUCUCUUGACUGGCUGUCACAGGUUCUGCGCACCGCAGCUCCCCGUAACAAGCACAGCUGUCCUGGUCAACCCAGGGUGUGUGUGGGGGGGCCUCUUUAAGAGGGUGUGGGGCUGGAGAGGUGAGUCAGGGCCAGAAAGCAGGAGGGUGAGCUCAUGGCAAAGCUGCCCCAGUCAUGUGGAGCAGCCACAGCUGUUGGUGCCCUUGGGCUGUGGGACAGAGGGGCCAGCAGCAUAAAGCCCCACGGACAGCAAAGCCGCCGGCAGCACCAGGAACCAGGACUGGGAGCUCCCUGCCUGUGGUAGCAAGAAGAAGAGGACACAUCCUCCACAAGACUGUGCACUGCAGGCUGACAUGGAGCUGGAUGUGGAACGGGCCAAGGAGCUCAUCGAGCAGAAGCUGGCAGAGGAGGAGAAGGAGGAGGGACUCAGAUGUGAGGAGGCUGGCACCGACCUUGCCAUCCUGGGGGAUAGAUGAAGGUGUCCAAGGGCUCUCAGGGGGAUCAAGUUCCCAACCCGGCAGCUCUAGCCCGUGAGGCAGAACUGAGCAACCGGCAGGUGCCCAGAUAACCAAGCAGGGUGGGCAGGCAAGCUCAAGCCCGAGGGCUGCCAAGCACCCCGCAGACCUCAGCGGCGAGUGGAGCCAUGCCCAGAGCCACCUUCCCCGGCAGGCUGAGGAUGGAGGCAGUGGGGCUGCUCUGUGCCCAGGCAAGACCAUGCAGCACCCGCUGUGCCUGUGCAGAAACUCAAAGGGGAUGGAGCACGGGAGCCGCCGGCCGUGGAGCGGAUGAACACGCCUGAGCUGGAGGAGGAGAAACGCCGUGGGCCCAGGAACUGGGGCCUUGAGGCCAUCAAGGGCCAGGAGAAGGUGCGGAGGAGUUCAGUGGAUCUGAGGCGGGAGAUCAUCGACGUGGGGAGCAUCCAACGACUCAUCGAGCUCCGCAAGCAGCGCCGGCAGCGCCGGGCAGAGCGGGCAGCCACCCCCGAGCCCACUCCACCACCUGAGCCCCUGGAGAUUGAUGGUCCUGUGGAGCCAGAGACCUUCCUGCGAGCCGCUGUCCAGGGCAAGAUGCACGUCAUUGAGAAGUUUCUGGCAGACGGUGGCUCCCCUGACACAUGUGAUGAGUUCCACCGCACAGCCCUGCACCGCUCCUCACUGGAGGGACACAUGGAAAUCCUGCAGAAGCUGCUGGACAGUGGGGCCACUGUUGACUUCAGGGACCGGCUGGACUGCACUGCCGUGCACUGGGCCUGCCGGGGUGGGCACCUGGACGCUGUCAAACUGCUGCAGGACCGCGGGGCAGACCUCAAUGUGAAGGACAAGCUGCUCAGCACACCCCUUCACGUGGCCACCCGAACCGGACACCUUGACAUCGUGGAGCAUCUCAUCCACUGCGGGGUGGAUAUCAAUGCCCCAGACAGGGAGGGUGACACAGCGCUGCAUGAUGCCACACGGCUCAGUCGCUACAAGAUCAUCAAAACGCUGAUCCUGCAUGGCGCUGACAUGAUGGCCAAGAAUGAGGCUGGCAAGACCCCGACAGACCUGGUGCAGCAGUGGCAGGUGGACACACGCCAGGCACUGGAGACCAAGGAGCAGCCGCAGGGGGAGAUGGAGGUCCCUGCGUGACGGCACCAGGCAGGGACCAGGGGCUGGGCCCAGCUCCAAGGAGCAGGAUCCAGACAAGGCUUGUCUGUGUCAAUAAAAGUCAGCAAACAGCAGUGUUUGGCUCCAGUGGGCUUUGAGGGUGGGCAGCCUGCACCAGCGUUGAUGGGCCUAGGGAAGCUGGGUUAUCCUGGAGCAGGUUAUCUGGCAGCAUGAUGAGCCCUGCCUCCUACCACUAGGACUCAAGUAUUGGUGACACCAAGCAGUUCAAGGGCAGGACUCCUCCUCGCUGCAGGAGUCCUGACUGCUCACAGUCCUGCGAAGUCCCACCUGGUCAAGCUCAGGGAGGAAAAAUACAUGGAGGACAGGUUGACCUGAGUCGGUGUUGUGCUGGAGGCUGGGGCUGUGCAGAGAGCAACAGCUGUACCCGUGCUGGACAACCACUCUGUGGAGCUGGAUAGCUUCUUGUCCUUCUGCCUUUCCUGCUGCAGCCAUCCCCAGGGGACAUGUGGUCCCUUUGCACACACGCUGAGUGCAGCGCUCACUGCUUCCCUAUAUGGAAAUGCUCACACUCACUCGUUUACAGGAGGCCCUACACUGACAGCUGGAUCAGGUGAUCCCUGACCAAAGCCCUGGGACUGCUUGCAAUACCAGGUCCCUCCCUGGCCUUGCAGCCCAGCCCUGUACGAGGCAGAGGGAUGGCUGCCAGGGUUGGCAAGCAGAAGGGAAAGCCACGG